Molecule: messenger RNA, 5424 nt
Organism: Plectropomus leopardus (leopard coralgrouper)
Lineage: Eukaryota; Metazoa; Chordata; Actinopteri; Perciformes; Serranidae
Biological process (GO): regulation of transcription by RNA polymerase II
Cellular component (GO): nucleus
Molecular function (GO): DNA-binding transcription factor activity, RNA polymerase II-specific; RNA polymerase II cis-regulatory region sequence-specific DNA binding
Source: RefSeq, a predicted model, not a curated record
CUUCCGCUAAGGGAUGCGCCGCACCACACACAGCUAGCCGCGCUCGUGCUCUUCAUCACGUUCAUCAUCCCUGUAUCAUCACGCGCAUUGCUAAAAAACAGCAAAAGAUGCUUUGUUGUUAUGUGGUAACAGACUAGCUUAGCACGUACGUCGUUUCUUUUAUAUCCUCGCCCCGGCUCCGCGCUGUGUGACCGUGGAUAAGAAAAACUGAUUGGAAACAACUGUGGCGCUGUUAAGCUAACGAGCAUUAGCUAGAGUAAGCUAGCACUCCCAAACAGAGACACGCCAAGAUGGACGAAGCUGCUGCCGCGGCGAUUAGACAGGACGGAGCUGCAAACAAGCCCCGCAAUGGAAACACGGCAUCUGAAAACAUCGUCGGUCCAUCGGCUGAGGACACCGCUGAUGGGGUUUUCUGCUGUCGGGAUUGCGGAGAAGCCUUCAGAGAGGAGGCAGCCUACUUGGAGCAUCGCCAUCAGCACCCGCAAGAAAGCUUGUAUUUAGAUGACCAGUUGGACAGUUUACAUGAAGCAGAAAAGGACAGUGAAACAGCUAAUUUCUGUACUUUAUGUUCACUAUCAUUUGUUGAAACAAGUGAAUUCCACUCACAUAUGGAGAAGAGCCAUGGUCAGACCUCCCAAAAGGAGUCUAAUAGUCAAAUCAAUUCUGGGAUAACAAAGCAGCACACCUAUGAAUGUCCAGACUGUGGGAAAUGUUACGGUGUGAUCGGACACUUUCUCAACCAUCAACGCUCACACAGACAAGCCUCCAAAUCCGUUUUUCAUGACCUUGAACAUUUGAAAAAGAAAUCAUUUCAGUGCGAGUCUUGUGGGCGGAAUUAUUCCCGCGCUUCAGCUCUCGAUGCGCACCGUCGUUGCCAUGAGGAAAAGUUAGUAAAGUCAAGAAACAAAAGUUCAGGAGAUGCAUUUCACACUGAGGAGUCAAUUGUUGAAGCCAAGCUGAGUGAAAUGCAGGCGGAGGAUACUUCUGAAAAAACGUUCAAGUGUUCAUGUGGUAAAGCUUUUACUGCUCUGUUGCGCCUUAAAACACAUCAGAGAUUUAGCCGCAACAGUCAGUGCUCUCCAGAAGAAAUGAAAGAAAAACCAAAGAAAACCUGCAGUGAAUUUUACUGUAGUGAAUGUAAAAAGUCUUUCAAUGGCCAUAUCGCCCUCUUCAACCAUCAGCGAUGGCAUGAUAAUCACUCACACGAUUCUGCGAAAAGGUUCCCAUGUGAGGAAUGUGGAAAAGUAUUUAUGACGCUUACGUUCUACUACAGGCAUCAGCGCAUGGCGCACAGUGAUGAGACCCCAGCUAAGUCGUUUCUUCAUCAAGUGUGUCAGCUACAGAAGAAGGCAUUUGAAUGUAAAGAUUGUGGACUCAAGUUUUCCAGGGCUUCAGCACUUCACGCCCAUCAGCUUCAUCACACAGAUGUUUUCAAAGAAACGGAAAAGGAGGGUCAGAUGCACACAUCUCUGCUACCUCAACAGAAUACUUUGGAAAUUGAAAGUAAAGAGACUGAGCAGGAAGAAGUGGAAUCAGAGAAUGUGCUUCUUACCAGCAUGGCUGAGGAAGACUUGCAUGUAAAUGAGACUGAUGAGGAGCUGGAGAGUUAUGAACCCGGGGACUUUAAUGUACAAGUGAUCAGUGCAAGUGAAUCUGAGGACGAGCCUGUCCAGGAGCUCAAUCCUGAUCUUGAGCUGCUGUGUGAAUCAGAUCAGGAAAUGAGAGAUGACUGCGGCGCUGGAGUGUCCUCCAGUAGCCUUGUCUCAAAACCGGGGCUGGAUUUAAAAAUUGUACAAAUUGACUUUGAGGAAAUGGAUGAACAGUGCGCACUGAUAGCAAGGGAAGCCGAGAGUAACACCUCAGAGGAAAGAUUUCAUUGUCCAGAGUGUUACCGUUGGUUUACUAGUGCUUCAUCACUGCGCGUUCACAGAAUGUGGCAUGGUGUUCGUAAGAGAAGACAGCAGACUCAAGGUCAGUCAGUGGCAGUUCACACAUAUGACACAUCUGGCCACAAAGCCGGUAGUUAUGCAGCACACAGUAGUCACAUACAACAACACAAGAAUAAAAAUACAAGCAAUGAUGGUGGUGAUGAUGAUAAUGAUGAUGAUGAUGAUGAUGAUGAUGAUGGGGUAGAGGGAACUGAAAAGAAAAAUUUGACAUGCAGUGAGUGCGGUAAAUGCUUCUCACGUUUGUCUGCUUUAGUCUCUCAUCAACUACAUCAUCCCAAAAGAAAAAAGUUUCAAUGUCCAGAUUGCAUGAUGUCUUAUUCAUACGCAGCUAGCCUGUUUAAUCAUAUGAAAAACUGCUCCGCACAGAAAAAGGAGAAUAUUUCAGUCACUAAGAAAGAAUACAAUCCAAAGAAAACCCUUCUUGGCCCAAAGAUUUAUCACUGCGAACAGUGUGGGAAGGGUUUUUGGUCUCUAGGAGCUUACUCCCACCACAAACAAAGUCAGACUGAGUGUACAGAUUUAAGGCUAAGAAAAGGUGUCACAGGAUCUUUGCACUCUGUGAACGGACACCCGCGCUUCAAGGUUGCAUGUCCUGUGUGCGGUAGAAAAUUCCGCCACAAGGGCAUUAUGGCAUUGCACAUGCGAAAACAUGAAAAUGGGAAUCACAAAUGUGAACUCUGCAACAGGUCGUUCCGUCUUUUCUCCAGCCUCCUCCGACACCAGGUUGUGCAUAAUGACCAGUUACUCCCACCGCCCAUCAAAUCUUUUCAGCAUCAGGUUGAGCAGCUGAAAAAGAACACAUAUUGCUGUCCUGACUGUGGGAAGCUGUUUUCACGGGCUAAAGCACUUCAGUUUCACAUGAAAAGCCAUGGGUAUGAGACUGGGCAUUCGCCGUCAUCACCAAGGUCUACUGUCACACUGGAGGAUCUGCAGUGUGCAACGUGCCUAGCACAUUUCAACAACAAGGCUUCUUUGAGGGCUCAUAAAAAACUUUGCAUUAAAAGAGAAAGUCAGAUAGUUGAAUGUAAGACAGAAAAUGAUAAUUCCCUAACAUCGCACAAGGAUGUGGAUGUGGAUGUGGACGGUGAGGAGCUGAAGAUGGAAAUUCAAACCGACGACUUAAGUACCACUAAUUUGAAAUACAAAUGCAAAAAGUGUGACAGAAGCUUUUCGGUGGUUGGAGCUUUGAAUUUUCAUAAAAGAAUUCACGCUAAAGGUCACAAAUCUGUAGGACAAGGUAAAUUUGGCAUGCCUGUAAUGCUUAAGAAACCUAAACAGGAAGAGCCUAGUAAAGGACUAUUUCACUGUUCAGAAUGUGGGCGGCGAUUCAUGUCCAACUCUGCUCUCGGCUCGCACAAAAGAUGGCAUAAGGAAAAGAAAUUUCCUCGGUCCUUGCUAAAAGAUGACGAUAUGAAAUCUGUCAGCCACAAGACAGAGGACGGACCUUUUCAGUGCAGCAAAUGUGGCAAACAGUUUUUCAACCAUCUGGUUCUUCAGCGCCACCAGAUGUUUAAUCCUCAGUGUCAAACCAAAACUGAGCGUGAGCCCGAUUCCAAGAAAAUUGUUGAACGGGACAGUGCACGGAAAAGGUUUCCUUGUCCAGAAUGUAACAUAACAUUUGAGCAAGGUUCUCUUUUAGCUGCUCACUAUGAAAGUGAGCACAGCAGCACUUUGGCAGCUGUGGCUGAACAAGGAGAGGGGCUCGCCUUGGUUGACCAAGUCCCACAGCAUGAUGUCAGCUUGAAUGGGAGUGAGUCUGUGUCAUCAACGCUGAAGGCAAAAGCUUAUCAAUGUCCCUUCUGCUCUAUGACCUUUGCUAAAGCAAGAGGUCUGCGUGCCCACAAAUGGCAGGCCCACUCGAAGAGGACAAAAGGUAAAAAGAUGGGGAUCUGGAGGAUGAAAACAGAGUCCGUUGCCUCAAGCGGUGAAGUUAAACAGACGGAAGAUAACAUGACAGUGACGGUAACGUUAAAAAAUAGCCCUGUUGCAACAGGAAAGAAGAAAACUGGAUCAGUUGGACCCCUUGUGAAAUGCCUUGACUGUGGGAAGCAGUGCAGUUCUGCGGGCACCCUCCUCGAACAUAAGAAGGUGUGCCUGGCAAUUAAGCACCAGUCUAAAGAGGACAUCCAAACUCCUGAAACGGCAGCUGAAGUUUCCCCGCCUCUCAACCGUCUGUCGGAGCAUAUGGCCAAAUGCCUCUUCAAGUGUGAUAAGUGUGGGAAAGCUUUCCAAACAGAGGGACAACUGGGAGCCCAUAAGACCAAGGCGAAGAGCCGACCUUAUUGUUGCGCUCUGUGCUGCCAUGGCUUUUGGACUGAGAACCAGCUGCAGCAACACCUCGCCUGGCAUGAUGAAGUCCGCUGUCGUCUCCCCAAUGAGGUUCGCUAUAGGCUCAGCACUGCAAUGACCUCAAAGCCAUUAAAACCCAACAUCCCCUCUGCUGACACCACAGGGACAUCCUGUCCACCCUCAAUGCUCAACCCAGACUCCAAGUCACAAAGUAGCCAUAAGUGCCAGCAUUGUGGCAAAGCCUUUCUCUCACCAACUGCAUUACAAAAACACGAAACUCAGCACUGUAACAACGACUCGUAUCAUUGCUUUAUUUGCCCCAGGACCUUCAGUGAGAUACAGGACCUCAUCAGCCAUUACCAGGAAUGUAUUGGUGAUUACAAAAGGCAGAGUGAUGCCCCUGCUGCUGUCUCCUCAGGAGAUACCAAUGGCCUUACUUGCCUUGAAUGUGGAACUACUUUUUGUCAAGAAACUGAUUUGCACCAGCACUAUACUGAACAUGUCCGCAGAGUGUAUUAGACUGUACAACCUGAAAAGGACUGAAGCGAAAACACUGUAGAUUGUUGAUAUUUGUUGCUUUUGGAGGUUGCCAAACUACUUAAACAUGUAAAGCUAUAAAACUGUUAGAAAGCUGUUUACGCUACGUAGAAAUGUGCUUUCCCUUUUUGUUUCUGUAUUAUUUGAGAUUCUUUGUUUUGAGAAGCAGUUCCUUAGGUCGUUUUCCUAUUCUCAGGCUUUCUUUUACACUGGAUUAGUAUAUGUACAGAUGUUUAAGAGUAACCCCUUUUAUAAGCUUAUGUUUAGAUGGCAGAAAUGUGUAGUUCUGAGCCACCUUUUGAUUUGACCUUGUUUUAAGUGGACCACCUGUGAUGGGUUAAACUCAAGAGCCAAUUACUGGCUAACAUAUGGUAGUUCAUAUCUAGAUAUAUCAGAAAAAGAAUUGGAAAACAUUUAUGCAUGUAAAUGUUUGUCCUCGCGCAUUUAAAAUCAUCAGAAAAGAGCAGCUGAAACACUACUUAUUUCCUAGUUUAUGAAAACAUUGAAAUAAUUCUGCUAAUAUAUACUAAUUUUGCUUGUGUCCUUUUAAAUACUGAGGUUUCGACAGAGAACAUAAAAGUAUAUGAUGUUCAACAAUGUACACUGUUUGUAGAUUGGUUAAAAAAAAAAAAAAACCCGGGUUUGAAGA